UUUCAUUACUCUUGGUGGCCAAGACUAGCUGGCUACUACUAUAGAUAACACCUGCUUCUAUGUCUUACUCUAAAUAACAUAUAGUUUACUUCACCUCAUCAGAUAGCAUAUCUCUCUCUCUAUCACUUUGGAUCCUUGUGUUUGUGAGAAAAUGACUAUCAAGAUUUAUGGAGUUCCAAUUUCCACAUGCACUGCUCGUGCGACGGCCUGCCUCUAUGAGAAAGGAGUAGAUUUUGAGCUUGUUCCGGUUAAUUUUUUCGGAGGGGAACACAAACAGCCUGCUUUUCUAUCUAAGAAUCCCUUUGGUCAGAUUCCAGCGCUGGAAGAUGGUGAUCUCACUCUUUUUGAAUCUAGAGCAAUUACAGCAUAUGUGGCUGAGAAAUUCAAGGAAACAGGAACUGAUCUCAUUAGGCACAACAACCUCAAAGAAGCUGCUUUGGUUAAGGUGUGGAUACAGGUGGAAUCCCAGAGUUUCGACCCUGCAAUCACUCCCAUUGUCUUGGAAUAUGUUUUAGCGCCUAUAAAAGGCAAAACUGCAGACCAAGCAGUCAUCGAUGCCAACUUGGUGAAGCUAGAAAAAGUGCUUGAUGUGUAUGAGUCUAGGCUGAGUAGCACCAAGUACUUGGCUGGUGAUUUCUAUAGCCUGGCUGACUUGCACCACUAUCCUUACACUCACUAUUUCAUGACGACACCAUGGGCCUCGUUGGUGAAUGACCGUCCCCAUGUUAAGGCAUGGUGGGAGGACAUUUCUUCUAGGCCUUCUUACAAGAAAAUGGCUGAGGCUAUCACUUCUGGUUAAGAGGAAAUGAGAAUUUUAAGGGUUCUAUUUUUAACAUUUUGGAAGAACUUGAUGAAAUCAUGUGGUGGUUAUCUCAGUGGAAUCUAGUAAAUAAAAAUCUCUCUCUCUCUCUCAUCUGUGGGAUUAUUCGUUUGUACAUAUUCUAUUACCAUUUCAAAAUUGUUUC
Messenger RNA from Quercus lobata, 965 nucleotides. RefSeq names its product glutathione S-transferase F13-like. Gene Ontology annotation, cellular component: cytoplasm. Gene Ontology annotation, molecular function: glutathione binding; glutathione transferase activity. NCBI's taxonomy places the organism in Eukaryota, Viridiplantae, Streptophyta, Magnoliopsida, Fagales, Fagaceae. The transcript is spliced from 3 exons. Gene Ontology annotation, biological process: glutathione metabolic process. Bases 152 to 799 code for a protein of 215 amino acids. The record is from RefSeq and is a predicted model, not a curated record.